UCAAACCCUAGGGUUUUAGGGAUUCGAAAGCAGUGAAAAAACAUAGUAGAGAUCACUGGUUGGAAAGCGGAAUUCGGACCUUUGCGUUGCGUGUAUUCAUUGAGAGAGAAAGCCUGGAUGGAGAAAUCAGUGGCGACACUGGACAAAGGCACAACCUGCUCGUCGUGGAACUACUGCGGCCAGAGGUUGGCCACUGGUUCCGAAGACGGAACGCUGGCCAUAUUCGAUUCGGCCAAUCCUGCUUCUUCUUCUUUCACUUGUUCUUCUAGAUCCAAGGUUCAUGCAGUUAGCAUUGUGAAAGUUGCUUGGAUUCCUCCAGAAUAUGGUGAUGCGGUUGCAUGCAUUUGUGCAGAUGGAACUUUGUCAUUGUGGGAGGAGAUUGUGGAAGAUGCAAAACCUCUUCAAUGGAAGCUUUGCAAAGAGUUCAGAAAAAAUACAAAUCAGGUGCUUGAUAUCCAAUUUGGAGUCUCCUUCACAGGUUUGAAGUUGGUUGCUGCUUAUUCAGAUGGUCAAGUGAAAGUGUACGAGCUUCUGGAUCCAUUGGAACUGAAGAAUUGGCAACUUCAGGCAGAAUUUCAGAAUGUUAUUAAUUCAGUGUCAAAAUUUGGAAACGCUGCAUGCUUGUCUGCAUCUCUCUCUUGGACUCCACAAGGAGGUGAAAGCCAGCAAUUGAGUUUUGUUCUUGGUUUUAAUUCUAAUGUAGCACAACUAAAUUCUGCAAAGGUGUGGGAAUUUGAUCAGGAUCAUCAAAGAUGGCUCCCAGUUGCUGAGUUAUCUUUACCUGAGGAUAAUGGUGAACCUGUCUAUGCAGUUGCAUGGGCACCCAAUAUUGGCAGGCCAUAUGAAGUAAUAGCUGUUGCAACUGAGAAGGGAAUUGGAAUAUGGCAUAUUGGAUUGAACCCUGAUCUUGAUGGAAGGCUCUCUGUGGAAAAGGUCGGGUUGCUGUCUGCUAAGGGAGGAAAGGAGCUGUUGCAUCUCUCCUGGAAUGAUCUCAUUCCAAUUGUCGUGUUGCUGGUGUGGCAGAUGGAGUGGGACAUGAGUGGAAUGACACUGGCAACUGUUGGAAGCGAGAGUGUUGUGAGGCUAUGGCAAUGCAACUUAAAUGGCGCUUGGCAAGAACAGGCAGCUUUCGAACCCACCACCUAGCCGGCAUCUGUUCUUUCUCUUUUGAGGGUAACUGACUAUGCCGUAUCUUGCUUACAUUUUGUUUUGAUGAAUUCUAGACUAGCAGUCUCUUGUAUAAACUGCUUCCCAGUUGUGGUAUACAGGCUAAAUUCUAUAUAAAUUGAAAUCUGUAUACAAUCCUCUCCGUAAAGAAUUCAUUAAAAGGAGCCUGAUUUCUGAGUUUCA
Diospyros lotus (date-plum) is the source of this 1350-nucleotide messenger RNA. Its product is annotated as protein SEH1. Gene Ontology annotation, biological process: cellular response to amino acid starvation; positive regulation of TORC1 signaling. Gene Ontology annotation, molecular function: protein binding; structural molecule activity. NCBI's taxonomy places the organism in Eukaryota, Viridiplantae, Streptophyta, Magnoliopsida, Ericales, Ebenaceae. Gene Ontology annotation, cellular component: Seh1-associated complex; nuclear pore outer ring. The coding region runs from base 118 to 1146 and encodes 342 amino acids. The record is from RefSeq and is a predicted model, not a curated record. The transcript is spliced from 9 exons.